Cuscuta campestris is the source of this 4507-nucleotide messenger RNA. NCBI's taxonomy places the organism in Eukaryota, Viridiplantae, Streptophyta, Magnoliopsida, Solanales, Convolvulaceae. The record is from the annotation of a GenBank genome assembly.
ACCGGCCGGCCACCGCAGCAACCACCGUCCUCCGCCUCCAUCAGCCGCUCACUGUCCAUGUAAAACCGCAGCUGCUGUCUUACUCCCAGAGUCCCUUCUUCUAAUGGACUCACAAAAGCCCCCCAAUUCCCAACCAAUGCGAGUCCUCAUUCGACCACCAAUCCCACCCCCUGCCCCCGCCUCGCUUCCGCCUACCCUAAACGGAGUUGCGGUUGUCGGAUUCAUUGGGAAACGUCAGGCCGAUGUCACGGGCUUAAUCAAUAGAAUUAUCGACUCCAAUGUCUUCGGGUCGGGGGGUUUGGACAGGCCAUUCCGCAUCGAGAAUUUGGGAAUCGGGGAAGAAGUCAAGAGCUGGUUUAGGUAUAGGGAUAUCAGCUAUUACCACGAUAAUGAAAAGGGGAUUCUGUACUUGCAGUUCUCGUCGAUCAGGUUUCCUGUGAUGGAGGAGCACAUGGGAUCUCGAAUGGGUUUUGAUUCAAUAUUGGAGGACUAUGAGUUUGGAGAUCUUCAGGCUAUGCUCUUCAUUUUCUCUGUUUGCCAUUUAGUAAUUUUUAUUCAAGAAGGAUCACAUUUUGACACCCAAAUACUUAAGAAAUUUCGCAUUCUGCAAGCUGCCAAGAAUGCAAUGAAUCCAUUUGUCAAAUCACAAACUGUGACACCUUCAUCAUCUGGCUCACAUUUUUCAUCUCCAUCACGGACUUCUAGAUCAGAAACACUGUCUGACAAUCAUUGUCACGUUAAUAGCCGAGGUGUUUUCAGUCGCAAUACUUCGGCAAUAACAUUAAUGCCAGGGUCAGGUUCUUAUGCUUCUUUCUUACCAGGGCAAUGUACUCCAGUUACACUUUUUGUUUACCUCGAUGAUUUCUCAGAUAAUAUUCCUGGAUCUGGUGUUGAGAAGCCAGUGGAAGUUUCCUUUCUUAAUCAAUCAUCACGUUUGAAUGGUUCACUGAGGCAAAACUUGCCUGCGAAAGGACCUGGCUCGGUUGUUGUGCUUGCACGCCCUGUUAAUGAAUCUGAAGGUGGAUUUAGAAAAAAAUUGCAAUCAUCCCUUGAAGCACAGAUCCGCUUUUCAAUUAAAAAAAGUCGGAUACUUUUGGGAUCUGAAAGCAGUCAUAGAGGUAGAAAUGGUGCUUUGGCAAACUCAGCCGCUUUGUUUUCCCUAGAUGCUUCAAAGGCUGUUGUGCUUGUAGAUAUAUCUUCAAUUCAGAAAGGUGAAGUGCUUGAAUAUGCUUCCAGCAUCGUGGAAGAUAUUCUAUGUGGGAAGGCAUCUUCAGAUGAUCUUUUGAUUGAAUGCCACAGCAAUAAUGCGACAAGAGACGACGUUCUUUCUGUCAAGGAGUUCAUCUUCAGGCAGUUGGAUAUAUUAAGAGGAAGAGGGAGCAUGGUUUCCAAUACCAAUAGUAGUUCGGCUACUGGCAUAGGCAUGGUUGCUGCUGCCGCUGCCGCUGCCUCCGCUUCAACCGGGAGAACUCUCACUACUCCAGAACUUCCAAGUCUUGAUAUCUGGUCCUCUUCCAGUCAACUUAUUUUACAUGCUAUCCUCUCUGCUCAGCCUGGAUGUAUAGAUAAAACAGAUAGCAGUAAGGAGAAAUCCCGUCGGCAGAAUUCUGUUUCACCACCCAUUGAAGGCAGUGCAUCAAAAGUUAGUGAUCCUCUUGAAACUGCAUUGUAUUAUUUAUCAAGUUGUAGAGAAUUGAACACUAGAUUUUCCACUUUAUGGUGCCAAAGGGCCCUUCCUGUAGCUAAGGACGUAUACUUGAAUGAUCUGCCUCCACGCUAUUCUACUUCUCAACAUAUUUCCCAUUUGGAAAGAGCUCUGUGUACUUUUCGCUCAAUGGUCAAGGGGUCUGCUUUACAGUUGUAUGUGAAAAAGUUAGAAGAUGAAUGCACAUCCAUCUGGAGUUCUGGACGACAACUAUGUGAUGCACUCAGCCUUACUGGAAAACCAUGCAUGCAUCAGAGACACAAUGAUGAAUUUGGCACUCUGCAUUCCAGUGGAUAUGUUUUCCUUCAUGCAUGUGCUUGUGGACGUUCAAGACGGCUACGAUCAGAUCCUUUUGAUUUUGAAACAGCUAAUGUUACUUUCAACUGUUCUAUGGAUUGUGAUAAGCUACUUCCCAUGCUACAGCCUCCUUGUGGAGGCGUUAUUGGGCCAGUUCAGCCUUCUUCAUGGAAUUUAGUUCGAGUUGGGAAUGCUAGGUAUUAUCAACCGUCCAAAGGUCUAAUCCAGAGUGGUUUUAGUGCCACGAAUAAAUUUCUUUCCGAGUGGUCUAUCCCGCUUGAGAAACCAAAGCAGUUAAAAGUUUCACCUAAAAGCAGCAUUCAGCAAGCCUCUUCCAAACCAUUUCAUUGUAAUUCCAAGAAUGAUUAUAAUGCAGGAACAAAGGUGGACCAGGUUGUUAAUACUAGGUUCCAGGAUAAAGAAAUGCAAAGUGAAGUGAAGAUACAUAGAAAACCCUCCCUAUGUGAUCUUAGAGGUGAAGAUAAGACUAAUAACUUUGGUAAAAAACUAUCCAAUUUUGCUAUGAGGAAACCUUUUUCUGAGGUUGUUGCUGGAUCAGGGAGUCCAGAUUCAGCAUUUCCUCCUCUCCAAUCAAAAGUGCAACCUCAGCAGUCAAUUGAGAAGGGUAUGAAACCACAAAGUGCUAAAGAUGGAGAUAGAGAAAAUGCUAAUGAAAUCAAUGCUGCUCAAGAAUCUGAAAAAAUACUUGUUCCUGCUGUGGAUAAAGCUGUGAAUUACAAUGUUACUCUUAAUGGCUCCAGUAAAGUCAUUCCAUUUUCAGAUAGUGAUACAUUUCCAAUGCGCAUAAACAGUGCUGCAAAGACUAAAACAAUCACCCCUUUGAAACAUGCAAGCAUCUACAUUGGAUUUGAGCACGAGUGCCCUCAUGGGCACCGGUUUAUAUUAUCCUCAGGUCAUCUUAAUGCACUUGGCUCUCCUUAUUUGGUUACUGAAGAAUUUGAUGCUCCUUUGGAGCGCGAAGAUCAUAAAUUGGCAGAACCUCCCAAAGCGGGUAAGAAUGAAGGUCAUGGUAAAGGCCACCGUCAAUCAAAUGGAUUAGUUUCUGCUGCAUCUAGUAGAGUUAGAAACUUCGAGAAGUCAAAAGAGAGAACAUAUAAUUGCAAUGCAUAUGUUAACGGACAACUGCAGUCUUCCAAUCCCCUUAAAGAACGAACGAGUGUGGUAAUAGGUGCUGCUUCUGGAAAUGAUAUUGAACCUGGACGUCAACCUCACAGGCUUGCUGCUGCUGGGUGUACUUUAUCCUUGUUGAAUAGAAAUUUGCCACUAUACAUGAACUGUCCAUACUGUAAGGACUCCAAAAGCAAGAAGGAUCAGACAGAGGCUAAAUUUGCAGGCAGUGUUUCACAGCUUCAGAGGAUUUUUGUGGUUACACCUCCAUUCCCUGUUGUCCUAGCGGUGUGCCCUGUUAUACAAUUUGAGGUAUCAUGCCUCCCGCCAUCUAUUCCAGACCGUGAAACAAAAUUGCAGUUUAGCCUUAGCUGUCCAGUGGUUUUGGCCCCAGACAGUUUCCUGUCACUUAGGCUUCCCUUUGCAUAUGGUGUACAAUUGGAAGAUGGAACUUUGCAUUCUCUUAAGCCUUUUGAACACCAGCCUGAACUUACUGCCUGGAUUACCAGUGGCACAACACUGAAGGUUGUCUCCAAUGAUAGCAUUUGUGAGCAAGGAUUUCAGACAUAGUUAAUGGACUUCCAGUUUGGAUGAUGCUAAUUGAUAAAUUGAUUGCAAUUGUGGAGUUCCAGUUUUCGGAUAAUUCCUCCACUGCAGGUUUCCUUCACUUCGGAUCCCCAUUUUUCAUACAAGAAGGAAAAAUGGAAGUUUACCCACUUCACUAAGUAGAGUGAAUGUCUUGCUCUCAGGGGGUUCCACUAUCCAGCUGCAGUUCAACCAAGACAAUGGCCGAUUUGCCACAAAUUUAGAAGGCUUUUCAAAGUUCAGGUAGAUCCAAUCCCAAUUAACCUUCUUCUGACUGAGACUCGCUUUUCAUGUGGGGAGAGAGGCAAAAAACAGUACAAAAUCAAGCAUUAAUGUGGGGCCACAUCCGGAGUUGACAUUGGAUUGGGGUGAGACGGCGGAUCAUUGUUUCGAAUGAGCUGUCUUGUUCUUUUUCAACAAGAAACAAUUCUAUGAGUUGCUGCCCGUCUUCAGUGGCUGCAUGGAACAAGAAAGUUCUAUUCGCCACAAGAGUUCUUCGGGAAAGAAGAAACCAAAACAUCCUGGAGUGGAAAGGUUGGAACAAUCGACUAAAAACUUCUUAGUCUUCUGGGUAACAAACAACUAAAAACUUCUUAGUCUUCCGGGUUAGUAACAUUUCAUCUUUGUAAGUAUAUGUAAUGAGGGUGCCAGAAAGUUGUUUCUGAACAAAUAGCAGCCUGCAGUUGAUCAAUUUGCACUAUAAGUGUACUAUUGUUAUUAUCUAUUGAUAACUCCAUCAUUUCUGAUUGCUUGUGUUUUGUUAAGAAAUGAGAAGAAAAACACUCAGAGUUU